Oppia nitens is the source of this 2422-nucleotide messenger RNA. It is a transcript of the gene whd, whose product is annotated as carnitine O-palmitoyltransferase 1, liver isoform-like. Bases 63 to 2351 code for a protein of 762 amino acids. Gene Ontology annotation, molecular function: carnitine O-palmitoyltransferase activity. The record is from RefSeq and is a predicted model, not a curated record. Lineage: Eukaryota; Metazoa; Arthropoda; Arachnida; Sarcoptiformes; Oppiidae. Gene Ontology annotation, cellular component: mitochondrion. Gene Ontology annotation, biological process: fatty acid metabolic process; carnitine metabolic process. The transcript has 5 exons.
CAUUUGAAAAGCGAAACAAAAACCAAAAACAGUCGCAAAAAGACGUCAUUUCUGUGUAAUUCAUGGCCGAAGCGCACUCCGCCGUCGCCUUUAGUUUUCAGGUCACUCACGACGGACUGCGAAUCAAUUACGACGUCCGCCUCCUUCAGGAGGUGUGGCAGUCGGGGGUGCGGUCGUGGCGUCGACGCAUUGCUCGGUUUAAUAACAAUUUGUCCGCCGGAGUCUUUCCGUCUUCCGUCGAGUUCUUGCUCUUCAUUUGUUCCGCAGUUCUCUUUUCAGACUUAGUUCUUGCAAUUGAUCCCUCUUUUGGCGCCAUUUCUCUCUUGAUUCGAGUCCUCGAAUGUCUUCUUCCGCCGACUUUCGUUCGAUUAUUCGCUUUAAUCUUGUUUUCGGUGUUUCUUUGGAUCGCAAAAGCAUUGUCUUUGAGAUACGCUUUAAAAUGUCUUUUGAUUUACAAGAAAUGGAUUUUCGAGUCACGUGUCAAAAAGCCCUCCCUCCUGACCCGCCUCUGGAUGGUUGGUCUCCGCCUCCUCACUCUGAAGAAGCCGCGUCUGUAUUCAUUCCAGGCCUCCCUUCCGCGUCUGCCUUUACCGCCUUUAGAGCAAACCAUUUGCCGAUAUCUGGAAUCCGUUCGUCCGCUUCAAAGCGACUCUCAAUUCGCCGAAACGACUCGUUUGGCACGUGACUUUGGUCGUGGCGUCGGGAGGCGUUUCCAGCGAUAUCUUUGGUUGAAGGCGUGGUGGGCCUCCAAUUACGUCAGCGAUUGGUGGGAGGAGUUUGUCUAUUUGCGAGGGCGGGCCCCUCUGGUAGUGAAUUCCAACUUUUAUGGAAUCGAUUCGUUGGUGUCUUGUUUGCCGACUCAGAAGCCGUCGGCCAGAGCCGCGAAUCUCGUGUAUUCGGCUCUUGUGUUCCGGAAACUGGUGGAUCGGCAGGAGUUGGCUCCGAUUUUGCUGCAAAAGGCGGUUCCGUUGUGUUCUUCACAAUACGAGAGAAUCUUCAAUACGACGCGAAUUCCCAACAAAAACGUCGAUUUCGUUCUUCAUUCUCGCGAUUCUCCACACAUUGUUGUUCUCAGUUCUGGAAAGUUCUUUAAACUCCAAAUUCACAGAAAAGGAAGACUUCUUCCGCCGCGAGAUCUUCAAACGCUUUUUCAGCGCAUUAUUCAAGACGACUCUCCCGUCACUCCCGAAGAGUCCCGUCUGGCCGCUUUGACGGCUUCGGAUCGCGAUUGUUGGGCCGAAACUCGAUUAAAGCAUUUUUCGCGUGGUUUGAAUCGCGUUUCGUUGUCUGCAAUCGAGAAAAGCGCUUUUGUUGUCGUUCUGGACGACGAAUCACAUGAUUUCCAAACUUCCCAACAAUUGGAUGCGUGGGCGGCGGCUCUUCUUCACGGAAAAGCAAACGAUCGAUGGUUUGACAAAAGCUUUCAAUUAAUUGUCGCAAAAAACGCAAGAGUCGGCUUCAAUGGCGAACACUCGUGGGCAGACGCUCCCAUUCUCGCUCAUCUCUGGGAAUUCAUUCUUCACCACGACUUCCGUGUCCUUCAAUACGAUUCAAACGGCGAUUGUCGUCUCGGACACUCCCACGCAAACGACGCGUCUCCGCCAAUUCGUCUUCAAUGGGAUUUGACUCCUCCUCUUUGUCUGGCCAUUGAUUUGGCCUUCAAAAGCGCUGUUUCGGUGGUAAAAGACGUCGAUUUGCGUCUCUUUUCGCACAAAGAGUUCGGCAAAAGAUUUAUCAAAAGAUGUCACGUGAGUCCCGACGCCUUCAUCCAAAUGGCGCUUCAGUUGGCGUACAGACGAGACCAAGGUCAUCUGUCGUUGACAUACGAGGCGUCAAUGACACGACUGUUCCGCGAAGGACGCACUGAAACCGUUCGUCCGAUUACUAAUCAAAGCAAACGAUUUAUAGAUCAAAUGCUUUCCUCCGAAGUCUGCGAUAAAAACCAAUCGAAAGAACUUCUUCUGAAGGCAUGUCUCAAUCAUCAGCGCCUAUACCAGGAGGCCAUGUGCGGGGGAGGCGUCGAUCGGCAUUUGUUCUGUCUUUACGUCAUUUCUCGCUAUUUAUCAGUCGAUUCUCCGUUUCUGUCGUCUGUUUUGUCCGAACCGUGGCGUUUGUCUACUUCGCAGACGCCUCACGGCCAGGUAGGUCUGGUCGACGCCGACUUUGUUUCGGCCGGCGGAGGUUUCGGUCCGGUCGCAGACGACGGAUACGGAGUUUCUUAUAUCAUUGCCGGCGAAGACAAUAUCUUUUUUCACGUUUCGUCCAAAAUCUCGUGCAAAACAACGGAUUCCAAGAGAUUCUCGAAAAACAUCGAAAAAGCUCUGAAAGACAUUCAAAACAUUUUUAUCUAACUUUUAUUCAAUUAUUUUUCAAUAAAAUCGUUGAGAAUUUUCGCCAAAUCUUUGGCCAAAACUAUAUAUUU